GUGUAUUGGACCGGACUUGUGGUAUCAGCAACCUGACUACUUCGCAGCUGACUCAAUUCUUGGUGCACAGUGGUGGCAAGAUUUGAAAUAGACACACCAGUCAACAUGAGCACAGCAGACAAAGUUAUUAAAUGCAAAGCAGCAGUAAUGUGGGAAGCCAAUAAGCCAUUUUCUAUUGAGGAAGUGGAAGUUGCCCCACCAAAAGCACAUGAAGUUCGCCUCAAGAUUGUGGCCACAGGGAUCUGUCGCUCUGAUGACCAUGUGAUAACUGGUGCACUGGUUAUGCCUUUUCCAAUAAUUCUUGGGCAUGAAGCAGCUGGUGUUGUGGAGAGUGUUGGGGAGGGAGUAACUUCAGUCAAACCAGGAGACAAGGUUAUUCCACUCUUUGUUCCACAGUGUGGGGAGUGCAAAAGUUGCUUAAGCUCCAAGGGGAAUCUGUGCAGUAAAAAUGACUUUGGUUUAGCUUCUGGAUCAAUGCCUGAUGGCACAACUAGAUUCACUUGUAAAGGAAAAGCAAUUCACCAUUUUAUGGGUACAAGUACCUUCACUGAAUACACAGUAGUGCAUGAAUAUGCUGUUGCCAAAAUUGAUUCUGCUGCUCCUCUGGAAAAAGUCUGUCUUAUUGGCUGUGGAUUUUCCACUGGAUAUGGGGCUGCUUUGCAGACUGCCAAGGUGGAACCAGGCUCCACCUGUGCCGUCUUUGGCCUUGGAGGAGUUGGCCUCUCUGUUGUCAUGGGCUGCAAGGCAGCUGGAGCUUCCCGCAUCAUUGCUGUUGAUAUCAAUAGUGACAAGUUUGCCAAGGCCAAGGAGCUGGGAGCCACCGACUGUAUCAACCCUAAAGAUUUCCAGAAGCCUAUUCAAGAAGUGCUGAUCGAAAUGACCGGCCAGGGCGUGGACUAUUCCUUUGAGGUCAUCGGCCGUACUGAAACCAUGACUGCAGCCUUAGCCUGUUGCGAAUACAACUAUGGUGUCAGUGUGAUUGUGGGAGUGCCUCCAGCAGCACAAAAUAUCACUCUUGACCCCAUGCUCCUCGUCACUGGUCGCACCUGGAAAGGGUCUGUCUUUGGAGGCUGGAAGAGCAAAGAUUCAGUUCCUAAACUUGUUGCUGACUACAUGAAGAAAAAAUUUGUUCUGGAUCCAUUAAUAACCCACACACUUCCUUUCAUUAAAAUCAAUGAAGGAUUUGAUCUGCUAAGGACAGGGAAGAGCAUUCGCAGUGUCCUGGUGCUUUAGAAUUCCCAA
Chaetura pelagica (chimney swift) is the source of this 1242-nucleotide messenger RNA. RefSeq names its product alcohol dehydrogenase 1. Gene Ontology annotation, molecular function: zinc ion binding; all-trans-retinol dehydrogenase (NAD+) activity. NCBI's taxonomy places the organism in Eukaryota, Metazoa, Chordata, Aves, Apodiformes, Apodidae. Gene Ontology annotation, cellular component: cytosol. Bases 106 to 1233 code for a protein of 375 amino acids. Gene Ontology annotation, biological process: retinol metabolic process; retinoic acid metabolic process. The transcript is spliced from 9 exons. The record is from RefSeq and is a predicted model, not a curated record.